UGCUGGUUGCCAACGUUGAGACACGCCCCUCUUUGUAACUGUAGGUCGUGUAUCCACAGGCCACGUGGGUUAAUCUCUGCUGAUCGACCUUUGACAUGAUAGCUAGAUCAGAGGAGAUAUAAACUAGGUACUAUGGCUCGUAUCUUGGACGGCAAGGCUCUUGCAGCAAAAGUGAGGAGUGAAGUAGCCAAAGAACUGAAGGAUCUUCAACAGAGUAACUCCAAAUUCAAGCCUCAUCUCACCAUUGUACAGGUUGGGGGUAAUGAAGAUUCUAAUGUGUAUAUCCGCAUGAAGAGUAAGGCGGCUACUCAGUGUGGUAUUGCAGUGGAUCAUAUCAAGCUGCAGAGGGAGGUGACAGAGGAGGAGGUGGUGGGGACUAUUCAGCGGCUGAAUGAGGACCCUCGAGUCAAUGCUAUCCUCUUGCAACUACCACUGGAUUCAACCAAUCAGAUUGAUGCCGACCGCUGUACCAACACCAUAGCAGUCAAUAAGGAUGUCGAUGGUCUGACUGAUGUGAGUGCUGGUCGUCUGGCCAGGGGGUCCCUGGACGAGGCCAUGGUCCCCUGUACCCCCCUCGGCUGUCUGGAGCUGAUCCGACACACUGGACUGGAGCUAAGUGGGAAAAAGGCUAUAGUGCUGGGUCGCAGCAAGAUUGUGGGUGCUCCCAUAUCGGACCUUCUCCGUGCCCACAAUGCUACGGUAACAGUAUGCCACUCACGAACAACUGACAUGGAGGGUGAGGUUAGGAGUGCUGAUAUUCUGGUGGUAGCCAUUAGACAGCCGAGGAUGGUGAAGAAGGAGUGGGUAAAACAAGGAGCAGUGGUCAUUGACGUUGGGAUCAACUCCAUACCAGAUGCGAGUAAGAAGUCUGGUCAUCGACUAGUGGGAGAUGUGGACACUGAGGGGGUGUGUCAGGUGGCGGGUUGGGUGACCCCCGUCCCUGGAGGGGUGGGGCCAAUGACUGUUGCCAUGCUCAUGAGAAACACACUCACGUGUGCCAAGAAACAGAUCAAGAUGAUUGGGUGUGGUCAGUGGCCCAUCCGGUACCUCCCCCUCUCUCCCCUGUCUCCCGUACCCUCGGACAUAGAGGUCGCUCGUAAUCAAACCCCCAAACACGUGAGAGACGUGGCCAGUGAAGUCGGUCUACUUGCCUCAGAGACGGAGCUGUAUGGCACACACAAAGCGAAGGUCUCACUCUCUGUGCUGGAAAGACUCAAAGAAAGGCCCAAUGGAAGGUACGUGGUUGUGACUGGAGUGACGCCCACCCCCCUUGGCGAGGGCAAGAGCACCACCACCAUUGGUCUGGCCCAGGCUUUGGGAGCUCACCUUAAGCUUAAUGUGUUUGCUUGUGUGAGGCAGCCAUCGCAGGGACCAACCUUUGGGAUUAAAGGGGGUGCUGCCGGUGGGGGAUACUCUCAGGUGAUCCCCAUGGAGGACUUCAAUCUCCACCUGACGGGUGAUAUCCACGCUAUCACAGCUGCUAAUAAUCUCUUAGCUGCUCAGAUUGACACCAGGAUCUUCCACGAGAACACCCAGUCGAACAAAGCUCUCUUCAAUCGACUGGUGCCCACAAAAAAUGGAAAGAGAACAUUUUCAGCAAUUCAAUUGAGGAGGCUAAAAAAACUGGGAAUUAACAAAACGAACCCUGGUGAUCUGAGCAGUGCUGAGAUUGGUCAGUUCUCCCGACUGGACAUUGACCCCUCCACCAUCACAUGGAACAGAGUCAUGGAUACCAACGAUCGCUAUCUCCGUAAAAUCACCAUCGGUCAGAGCAAGACUGAGAAAGGUCACAGCAGAGAGACCCAGUUUGAUAUCUCUGUGGCCAGCGAGCUGAUGGCAAUACUCGCUCUCACUAAUGACCUCGCGGAUAUGAAGGAGCGGAUUGGACGGAUUGUGGUUGCCAGUAGCAGCCAGGGCAAUACAAUAACGGCAGAUGAUCUUGGAGUAACAGGAGCACUGGCUGUUUUAAUGAAAGACGCCAUCAAACCAAACCUCAUGCAAACCCUGGAGGGCACACCUGUAUUUGUGCACGCUGGACCAUUUGCCAACAUCGCCCACGGCAACUCGUCCAUACUGGCAGACAAAAUAGCGUUGAAGCUAGUGGGAGAGGAGGGUUUUGUGGUCACAGAGGCGGGGUUUGGAGCGGACAUUGGCAUGGAGAAAUUCUUCAACAUCAAGUGCAGAUACAGUGAUCUGGCUCCCAACUGUGCUGUCCUGGUAACAACAGUGAGGUCUCUCAAGAUGCAUGGUGGUGGGCCAACUGUCACCUCAGGGCAGCCGCUAGACCCUGUCUACUCUCAGGAGAACCUGCCGCUGGUCGAGGCUGGGUUCCAAAAUCUUCAGAAACACAUUGAGAAUGUUCUAUUAUUUGGUGUCCCUGUUGUCGUGGCAAUCAAUGGAUUUAUUACAGAUAGUCUAGCUGAGCAGGAGCUAGUACAGAGGCUCAGUCGAGCUUCUGGAGCAUUCGAUGCCAUCAUCUGCAGUCACUGGGCAACAGGAGGUGCUGGUGCGGUGGACUUGGCCGAGGCCGUGAGGAAAGCAUCCGUUUCUUCCAGUAAUUUCAAGUUCCUCUACGACCUCUCUCUGUCCCUCGAGGAGAAGAUACGCACUAUCGCUUGCAAGAUCUACGGAGCAUCUGACAUUACCCUUGCUGAAGAAGCCAAGAUCAAACUGGAUCGCUAUGAGCAACUAGGGUUCGGUGGACUCCCUAUUUGUAUGGCAAAGACACACCUCUCUCUGUCACAUGACCCGUCACUCAAAGGUCGACCGUCAGAUUUCGUGGUCCCGAUACGAGAUAUCCGUGCGAGUGUAGGGGCGGGGUUUAUAUACCCCCUGGUGGGAGAUAUCAGUACUAUGCCUGGGCUACCCACUCGACCAUGCUUCUUUGAUAUAGACAUUGACCCUGUUACUGAAGAGAUUGAUGGAUUGUUUUAGAUAGUAUGGGGACAACAUUUUAGAUUUUUAAGUAUAGUGCGUGCAUGUUAAUUGUUGCAUACAAUACCCAGUAUAUAUUUUUGAGACUCAGUUGGUUAGGCCAC
Messenger RNA from Halichondria panicea, 3038 nucleotides. RefSeq names its product C-1-tetrahydrofolate synthase, cytoplasmic-like. Bases 133 to 2934 code for a protein of 933 amino acids. Gene Ontology annotation, molecular function: methylenetetrahydrofolate dehydrogenase (NADP+) activity; formate-tetrahydrofolate ligase activity; methenyltetrahydrofolate cyclohydrolase activity. Gene Ontology annotation, biological process: tetrahydrofolate interconversion. Gene Ontology annotation, cellular component: cytosol. The transcript has 17 exons. NCBI's taxonomy places the organism in Eukaryota, Metazoa, Porifera, Demospongiae, Suberitida, Halichondriidae. The record is from RefSeq and is a predicted model, not a curated record.